AGCGGGCAGCUGCUCAUCGGCCACGACGGGAAACUGCUGAGGCGCCCCGCCGCCACGGAGAAGGUUCCACCCGUGGGAGUUUCCAAAGCCUGUUCAUCGUGUGUAAGGACUGCUGAUGUCAAGGAAGCAUGUACGCAGUGCGACCAAUUUGUCUGCCAGAACUGCAGCAGGCUCUGCAGCUGCUGUAACACAGUUACCUGUUCUUUGUGCUCCACUGUCGAUUAUGGUGAUUUCGGAGAGCAAGUUCUCUGCAAUGGUUGUUCAAUAUUUCAAGUCUGA
Messenger RNA from Leptosomus discolor (cuckoo roller), 279 nucleotides. The record is from RefSeq and is a predicted model, not a curated record. Lineage: Eukaryota; Metazoa; Chordata; Aves; Leptosomiformes; Leptosomidae.